Molecule: messenger RNA, 2423 nt
Organism: Drosophila rhopaloa
Lineage: Eukaryota; Metazoa; Arthropoda; Insecta; Diptera; Drosophilidae
Product: alanine--glyoxylate aminotransferase 2, mitochondrial
Exons: 5
Coding region: 145-1668 (507 amino acids)
Biological process (GO): glyoxylate catabolic process
Cellular component (GO): mitochondrion
Molecular function (GO): L-alanine:glyoxylate transaminase activity; pyridoxal phosphate binding
Source: RefSeq, a predicted model, not a curated record
CCGACGUCGUUAAAUUCGGACGACUGGCGUAGAUAAUCUGGCGCUGCUUUGCUUCGAAUAGUGCGAUUAGUGCUGCUUAAAUCAAAGUAGUAAAUACCUAAAAUUUAUAUUAAGAAGUGCCUUGGGAAACUGAAACCAGAAAUUAUGUCCAAACGAUUAUUGGUUCAUAACAGUCGGGUUCUCUCCCGCACCUUGGGCCGCAGGAGCUCCAGCUCAACGCUGCACUCGAAAGCAGCGCCCGCCGUGAUGAACCAGGGGCAGAGUGAAAUGCCCGAGUGUGGUCAUCGCCCGGCGGCCUACGAAGGAUCCAGCUAUGAGCAGAUCCUCAAGACGCGGCGCGACCACCUGACACCCAACCUGCUGGCGCACUUUAAAAAGCCGCUGGUAAUUCAUACUGGCCACAUGCAAUGGCUGUACGAUCACGAGGGACGGCGCUACCUGGAUAUGUUUGGCGGAAUCGUCACUGUGUCCGUGGGACAUUGUCACCCGAAAGUGAAUCAGGCGUUAAGCGAGCAGACCGCCAAGCUGUGGCACACGACCAACAUCUAUAUGCACCCCAAGAUUCACGAGUACGCCGAGCGGCUGGUGGCCAAGUUCCCUGGAAAGUUGAAGAGCGUUUGCUUCGUGAAUUCCGGCUCGGAGGCCAACGACCUGGCCAUGCUGAUGGCGCGCCUGCACACAGGAAACCAGGAUAUCCUCUCCUUCCGCAACGCCUACCACGGCAUGUCGCCGUACACCAUGGGCUUGACGGCGCACUCCACCUGGCGCUUCCCGUUGCCGGGCGUCAACAACGGGCUGGUGCACGUGAUGAACCCCGACCCCUACCAGGGCAUUUGGGGCGGCUCCGCCUGCCGGGACUCGCCAGUGCAGACGACGCGCGACUGCCAGUGCCGGGAGGGCUGCCAGGCGGGCGACGCCUACUACAACGAGCUGGAGGAAACCUUCAAGUACUCCUUGCCGCGCGGCAAGGUGGCGGCCAUGUUCGCCGAGUCCAUCCAGGGGGUCGGCGGCACGGUGCAGUUCCCCAAGGGUUAUCUGAAGCGGGCGGCCGCGCUGGUCAGGGCUAACGGAGGAAUCUUUGUGGCCGACGAGGUGCAGACGGGCUUUGGGCGCACCGGCGAUCACUUCUGGGGCUUCGAGGGCCACGACUACGUGCCCGACAUAGUCACCAUGGCCAAAGGCAUUGGCAACGGCUUUCCACUGGCCGCCGUGGUCACCACCCCGGAAAUCGCUGCCUCACUGGGGCAGGCGCUGCACUUCAACACCUACGGCGGAAACCCUAUGGCCAGUGCCGUGGGCAUCGCUGUGCUGGACGUAAUAGAGGAGGAGCAGCUGCAGCGCAACUCGCUGGAGGUGGGCACCUACUUUUUGAAGGGUCUGGCCGAGCUGCAGCAGCGCUUCGAGAUCGUUGGAGAUGUGCGAGGCAAGGGCCUGAUGAUCGGGGUGGAGCUGGUGGGCAAUCGCGAGAAACGUACCCCGCUGGCCACGCCCCACGUUCUGGAGAUCUGGGAGAAGUGCAAGGACCUCGGCGUGCUCUUCGGACGCGGAGGCCUUCAUGGAAACGUUCUGCGCAUCAAGCCGCCCAUGUGCAUCAAUCGGGCGGACGCGAAGUUCGCCGUGGAUGUGCUGGCCCGGGCCAUCACUGAGUCUCUGCCCAAAAAUAGUUAACAAGGAUCCGAAUGAGGAAGAGGAGUGCAUGGCGGAGAAAGCGUUUAUAGGUCUCAGCUGCAUUUAUUAACCGAUUUAAUUCAACAACACCUCUUGGCAUUGUGAUCAUAGAAUAUUUGAAUCCCUUAAAUUUCGGUAGUUAAAUAUUGAAAAGAAUUGGUUGCUAUAUAACCUAAAAUGUAAAUUUUUUGCUCUACUGAAGUGUGCGGAGCAUUUUGUUAUAUUUUAAUCAAUUUGUUUUAUUAUGGAAAACUUUUAUUGCUAACCUCUAACAGCUCUUGCCGAGUUACUUCUAUCUUCAAUUUUUUAGCGUAUAAAUCGAUAAUAUCGAUCUCGAGUUAUAAUUGGUUAACAUACAUUGAAAAACAAUGAAGUUCUACUUUUUUAUACUAAUUUUUAAAUACUUUAUUUUUGGCGCUAUAUGAUAUAAUCGCUCGAUCUGGCCCCUACCGACUAAUGUACUACCUGGAAAGGACAAUUUUAAAACAGUUUUCGGUUCGACUGUUCCUGCUGAUCGAUAAUAUAUAUAAAUUAUAGGGUCGGAAAUGUCUCCUUCCAUUCUCCUGAUAUUAAUAUAUGUACGUUCUGCAAGGGUACAUCAAAACAAUAAGUUAUUUUUGAUUAAACGACCUUUUAAACAACAAUUUGGCAUAAAAAGACAGUUAAAUAUAAAAGUUUUCAAAAGUUCUGUUUAGAUUGUAGGUUAUUUCAAGUAUUUCAGGAAAACGAUCAUUAAACCGAAAUCCCUUCUUAAA